Molecule: messenger RNA, 3784 nt
Organism: Vespula vulgaris
Lineage: Eukaryota; Metazoa; Arthropoda; Insecta; Hymenoptera; Vespidae
Exons: 1
Source: RefSeq, a predicted model, not a curated record
CGUUUCUUUUUGUUUAUAGUUGACGCUAAACGCACUUCACUUCGUUUACCGAGUGGUAUAAAUAUUUUUAUUCGUCCGUUGAUAACACGAUUUUUCACUCGAGUGAUCACAUGGUACAGUUUGCGACAUUAUGUUAGAAAAAGUCUCUUUAAAUAAAUACAGUAAAAUCUGUAAUAUCUAGAAGGAAAAUUUAUUCCUUCGGUGUUUAUUCUACUUUCAAAUAAAAUGUACAUUAAAGAGAUCAUGGCAAUUGCCAUAUAUUUGCUUUCAACUUUGACCUACAGAUAAGAAUGUAGGUAAUAAAAAAAUUGUAUGUACAUGGAUAAAGAUACUACACUAUUCUUAGAUGUCUUACGUAAGAGGAGCAGAACCUUACUAGCUUUUACCAAAAAAAAUUCUGAGAAAAUCAAUAAUGAGAUUAAAAGAUCGUAUUUACAGAAUUCGUUAGUACUAUUCCUGAAGGAGAUAACUACCGAAUGCAAUAUAUCCUUGAAUUAACAAGCGAUAUUUAUAGCUUUUGUUUACAGACCAUUAGGAAGACAGAAUUCUCAUUUAAAAAAUCAAAAAGAGAUAUGGAACUUGAGGAAUGAUUCCAGUGCUGUUAAAGAUCUUUUGCACUUGGAUCGUCAAUUUGAAAACAAGGAUCAAAUGUGUACAUCGGUUUCUAACAUGCGACCUUUAGAAAGAAUAGUUAUACCGUCAAAAAAUGUAUCCCGUUCGCAUUCUUCAUACGUAGUAAAGAGAAAGCCGGUGAAAGAAUGCUAUUGCAAUGUUGAAAUGAAAAAGAUACAACCUCAUUCUUCAAAAAUCAUACAUAAACCUAAUCCACCUUGUAAUUAUUACAAAAAUCAUAUUUGUCAAGCAUCGUUGCCUAUAAAUGAAAAUAAUAUACAAGACACAUUAUCACCUCCCAUUAGUUGCGAAACCAUCAGAAGAGUACAAAAAAUCAAUUACUAUCCCCAAUCUCAAUUUCUUCGCAACGUUCAAAAAAAAGUUUCUGUUCUAAAAGAUGUAUCUUUGGGUGAUUGUCCUGAUACUUGUCCAAGGUCGUCGUACUAUCACAAGCUAAGAACCGAUAAGACUUCAAAUUUAACGGAUACAGAUACUCAAUCAAAAUUUACCCCUGAUACAAUUAGCAAGUCUAAUAUCAUCGACUUUGACAAAUUGGAUUCUAUCCAAAGAGUAUCAAAUUCUGUGACAGAUGAGGAAGAACAAAAUCAGGAAGAAGUUAUACAAAAAGUAAGCAAAGGCAUUCAAGUGCCUUUGAGGAAACCAUCUAAAACAAAGUUUCUUGCAAAGAGAACUAUUUCUUCGAAAAAAUAUAUACCGGAAGGACGUAAAGAAAAACCUACUUCAAGAUCAUCUUCUGAAAAUAAAAAAACCUUAAGAUCAUCCACUUUAGACUGUCAGUGUCAUAAAAGUAAAGUAGACAAAUGUACCAAAGACUUGGAAAAAAAAGAAUUGGGAACAUAUCGUGUUUAUCCGAAAGAUUACGAAGCAGAUUAUCGAGAGCCAAAAAAAUGGUCCUCGACGUAUGACAAAGAUAGUCAAAGAAAAACUGCAAGAUCUUCGGGUAAUGAAGUUAGGGAAUUAAGAAAAUUUCGUGAACAAAAUUAUUUUGAUACUCAUGGAUCAAGUCAAACACUUAUGUCAUCGGAAUCUUCAGGAUCGUUACAACAAUAUAUGUUGAACGAUCGACUUUUUGCAGAGCCUGUUAAAAGGAUUCAUAAAAAAGAUUUAGUCGUAACGAUGCCACCCUGUGCAACGGUACAAAAGAAACGCGUUCAUUACUUCCCUAGAUAUAUAGUACGACAAGAGAAGAGUGCUUGCAACACAAAUUACAAGAAAAAACGUUGCCAAAGUUGUCCAUUAACCGGACAUGCCAUAGAUCUUGGUAUUUCUAAACCUCGUCCGGUAUUAAACAGCUUGGCGUUAAAAUACCAAAAGAAACUUCCUUAACGAAGUAUUUUUAUAGUUUAAAUAAUUUUUUCUCUUAGGUAAACUAUACGAUUUCUAAUAUAUAUAUAUAUAUUCGUUUUUAAAAGUACAGAAAAUAAUUUUUAUCUAAACAUCUUAGCAAUCAUUUUUUAAUCAAGUUUUCUUAAUGGACCAAAACAUAGUAAUUUAUGAUUUUAUUGAUCAUUCAAAUCAUUGUUCACGUUAAUGGUAAUAAUUUUCUCUAUAAGAUAUUAAGACUUAUUUUUUUAUUCUUUUAUUUAUUUAUUCUACUUUUUUUUUUCAAAGUUUAAGCACAGAGUUCAAAGACUGAUUUUCAUCGUUAUGAUGAAAGUGAUCGUAUUUAAUAAAACAAUUAAGUAAUAUUAUAAUUGUCUACAAAAUACUUGUAAAUAAAUAACGAUCGUUUUUAUGUAUCAUAAAUUAUCUGUAGAUCAUCGUUCAGAUUUUAUCUUACUCUAUGUCUCGUAUAAAAAAAAAAAAAUACAAAAAUACAAAAAAUAAAAAAAAAAUUCAAGAUUCCUUUCUCAUCUUACCUCAUUACUUUAAUGAAUACGCUCGUAAAAAACCUCUUUUUUACGAUUAUACGUAUUAAUUAUUUCCAAAUCUUAACGCUCGCGUGUAUCAAAAUGAUUGUAAAAUUUCUCGAUAAGCAUCUCGAAAUUCAUCGUUUAUAUUAAAACGGCAGAACGAACGCGUAAUUAUUUAUCAAGAUAAAUUCUAUCAUUACUAUACAUUGUAACAUAGUAAUAAAAAUUUUAUUUUAUAAAUUUUUCUAUAAUCAAUGAUCAAAUCUACCUUUUUUUUUUAUAUAUAAUUUACAUCAUCAAUCCAUGAAAAAAAUAUCAAAGACGCUAACGCGAGAAAGAAAUAUAAGACACGUUCGAAAUUUUACAAGUUCAGAUUGUCAAAAAAAAAAUCAGAGCGUGUAAUUAAAAUUAAAAAGAUUGAUUAAAUUCUUACAUUGUAUUAAUCAUUAUAAAUAAUGAUUGUAGAAAUGAUACAAUAACACUACAAAAAAAAUUUAACGAUCUUCGUUCGAUUAUAUAAAAACGAUUGUAAAAUUUAUCGAUAGCUCGUCUCUAAUUUUAAAAAUAUAGUUAGGGAGCUAAUACAAUCAUUUAAAUAAAAAUCGUUCUGUACCUUUCGAUCGAAAAAAAAACAAAGAAUUCAGCUAUGAAGAUUACUAUCGUGUAUUUUCUAUUUAUCAUAGCAUCGAAUCUACGCUAGUCGAUCAUUUCCUAUUUUUUCUAAUUGAUCCUUAUAUUUUUUCUUCUUCACUUUUGAUCCAAUUCACUUACUAAUAUUAACGAAGAAAAAAUAUAUAUAUGAUAAUGACGUGUAUAUAUUUAAAAAAGAAUUCGAGAAAUAAAAAAGAAAAAAAAAAAGAAUUAUGAAUGAAAUUUCCAAGAGAUAAAAUUAAUUAGAAAGUUUGUUACUAUACGUAUAUACUUAUACGCACUUAUAUAGGCUGCAGCAAAAAUUUUAUCCAUCUGACAUACAAUAUUUUCGUUUUUUUUUGUGAUAAUAUGUAAAAAAAAAUAUAUAUAUAUAUAAGACUGGAAUGAUAUAGAGAGGGACGUAACGUUACGUAAAUACUUUUUACGUGGGUAGAGACGUAGAGGAAAUUUCAACAAGGUCAUCUGUUUUUUUUUCUUUUUCUCUUUUUUUAAGAUGCUACAUAUUUUACUAUUUUUCUAAUGGCGUAAAUCGCCAUAUUGUUUACGUACAUCGAGUACGUGAUAUUAUUAUAGAAACUUAAAGUAACCUUAUCCUUAAAACAAAAUUACAUACACACACAUCAUACGCACGUACUCACGCACGCAAA